CCUACUGCCCGGGGCAGCGGGCGCCCAGGACGUGCGCUGACUGGUUCCUGGGGAAGUUUCCUGACUUUCUGGGAAGUCCUGGUUUCCCCCAAUGAAGUGAAGUCUGAUAAAAAUCUGAAGAUCAUCUCUAAGGAAAAAAGAAAUCCAAUAUAGUCGAUGAAUUAAGGACAAAAAGGUUUCCAAUCAGUCCCUGCUAUGUGGAUAUUUGUUAGCAAUGACUGAUGUGGAAACUACAUAUGCAGAUUUCAUUGCUUCAGGAAGAACAGGUAGAAGAAAUGCAAUACAUGAUAUCCUGGUUUCCUCUGCAAGUGGCAACAGCAAUGAAUUAGCCUUGAAAUUAGCAGGUCUUGAUAUCAACAAGACAGAAGGUGAAGAAGAUGCACAGCGAAGUUCAACAGAACAAAGUGGGGAAGCCCAAGGGGAAGCAGCAAAAUCUGAAAGCUAAUGCCCCACUUUGACCUUCAGCAACACCUGACAAUGUCUCACAUGUCCAGGAAUGGCUGGAAUGCAUUUGUUUCCAUGAGUGAAAAGGGGAAAAAGAAAAUGGCUGUGCUGCAUCCCAGGAGCCCGCUCAUUAUGUUAAAAAUGGGGGCAGAGGCUGUGGCUGCAGACAGACUUUUCUCUACCUCUGUCAUUAGCAAUGGUUGAAAUCAUGUGGCUUGUGUUUGGACAUCAUUUUCAGAUGGAUCCUUUCACCUGACCAUAUGAUGAAAUGCUUGUAGAGAGUAGCACUGACCUAGAUGAUGAUUCUUCCUGUAGCAUCUGGCCCCUCACAAUGUCAGAGGAUUUAAUUGUGUCUAAUUGCAAAGGGUUGGUUGAAACCCAGAGUUUCUAUAUCUCUGGCUCAAGUAUUCACCCAGUAAAUGAACCAUCCAGAAAGCACUGUUUUUAGCAUUGUGUAUCCGUGUGUUACUGCUGUGUUAUUGACACUGUUUUGUAUUGUACAAUAUAGAUGCUCAGCACUGCCCCCUUCUUUGAAUGCUUAUGAAAAACAAAAAAUUAUGUACAUUACUGUGAAUUUUUAUACCACUCAUUUUUAAAAGGGCUGCAUUUUUAUUUUAAUUUUUCAUAGUGUGUUGGUGUACACAGGAUAGGACACACUUUUUUAACCAUAAUCUUUCUCUUUGAUCACUGUAUACUGAUGAAUUGAUUAAGCCUAAGACUCCUUUGCUUUAUUACACAGGUAUUUGAAAAUAUCCAUUAAUGUGAAUUUUACCAAAAAUCAAUCUGUUGAGUGUCUGCACAGAGCAGAAUUCAAUUUGUAAAUUUUGUUUUAUUUCCAAGAGGAGAAACGUCUCUCAACUAAUAUUUUUAAUUUUUAAUUAGGAGAAUUUUAAAGAUUUGGGAAGGUAGAAAAGAAAACCCUAGAUGAUGCUACGAACUAGAAAUAUUUUGUUCUGUGGAAACAAAUUUCUCAAAUGCUGUAUGUUCCUGUUUAAAGUUGAGAGACAACUCAUCUCCACCAGGCUCAGACAGAGAACAUGAUCUCCUUGCAAUCAUGUGGACACCAAUCACAAAAGUAAAGCCCUCGUGUUGUGAUUUUCAUGUUUUUUUUUUUUUCAGCCCUAACAGAUCCAAAUGUUAUUAUGCACUUUUUAAUGUUUGUAAACUUUUAUUAAUAAUUAGUGUGAAUUGCAUUCUGAUACAAUAAUAAUUACCAUCCUUAGAAAUUUACAAAAUCUUCAUUGAUACUGUUGGUGGCCUCUGCUGUUUUUUGACAUCAUGAGACUUGUGUGGAAUGUUGCCGUGAGCUGUGGAAUCCCUCUGGUCAGUAUUAUGAAAUCAUUUGUUAGUUGUAAUAAAUAAGGAACCAGUAGUAUGCCAAUGGUUCAUGCAUUACUGGACAAAAAGCCAACAAUAGGAAAUCCCUUAGCUGUCCUUCACGGGUUUGAUACAAUUCCAGAUGAAACUGCAUUUCAGCAGGUGAUCUAUAUGGUUCUGCCAGGAAAUCAACUCUUCUUUAAACUUACAGACAAGAUGAAGCUAAGUCUGCUCAUAGCUCCCUUUACAGUACUUUUCUACUACUGGGAUAGGAAUAUUGGUCUCAUUUGACUUUUAAACAGCUGUAUUAGAGAAGAAAAUUAGCAAUGUCUUUCUGAGAACAGAAAGAGGACAGAUUAAAUUUUAGAGGACUUCUAUCCAACCCAUAAAGGGUCAAAAUGUCCAGCUAAAAUCCAAGCAAAUCUACUUACUAAUAGACUCACAGAUGUGGAAAGAUGUUCCUGGGGCCUAGACAAUCUAAAACAUACUGCCUAUAUAACCACUUUUCAACAUCCUCAAUGACUAUCUCCAUAGCUUUCUUGUGAAUCUAAAGUUUUCAUCUUCCUUAAAGUUGUGGAAUUUUAAACUGAUUUCCUGUGAUUUUGUAAAGUUUAGAAUCAGUGCUGAGUAUAUGUGGAGGGUUUAUAUUCCUAUGUGAUAUACUAUAUUAAUGCAUGUGGUGCCAUGCUUGUCUUUGAAUACAUAAAUAGUGCUAAAUUGUGAAUUUGUAUGGAGCUUUUGAUUUAGUUUGACCUCUUACUGCUACUUUGUCUGCUUUAUUCAAUCCCAAUCUGGGAAGGCAAUGUCAAAUUUGUGAAAGCAUUCUCAAGCUUGGAAGGUAAAUACUGACUUUCCAAUACAUCCACAUUUUAUAAAUUUUGUUUAGCAAAAGUUCACAGUCUUUCUAAUUUUAUUUUAACAUCUUGUACUUGCAAGUCAAUAAUACACAUGGAUCUAAAUUUUUAAGGAGGAAAAGAAAGGGUAGAGAACAAAGGCAUUGGUUUGAUAAUAGGCACUGGAUGCCACUACCAUCCCAAUGCCAAUGCUAAUCACUUUGUAGCACAUACUCAUUUAAUUCUCUAGCAAAUCAAUUAAAGAGAUAUUGUUAUCCCACUUCACAGAUUAGAAAAUUAACACUCAGUAAAGAAUAAUUUUUCCAAGUUUAGAAACAUAAAAGUGAUGGAAUUAAGAUUUGAAUCCAUGUUUGUCUGUCUCCAAGGAGCUCUUUACUGCCAUAGAAUUAAAGGCAAUUUUGGGAACUUUCAGAGAUGGCUUUGCUCAGCUUCCAUAUCUUAGAGAGGGAAACUGGAGCCCAGAAAGAAAAAUUGCCUUUCUCAAGGUACUUAGGUGGAUAAUGAUAUAAAUGUGACUAGAUCAUAGACAGUAUACUUUAA
Molecule: messenger RNA, 3155 nt
Organism: Lepus europaeus (European hare)
Lineage: Eukaryota; Metazoa; Chordata; Mammalia; Lagomorpha; Leporidae
Gene: PKIA
Product: cAMP-dependent protein kinase inhibitor alpha
Exons: 4
Coding region: 215-445 (76 amino acids)
Biological process (GO): negative regulation of cAMP-dependent protein kinase activity
Cellular component (GO): cytoplasm; nucleus
Molecular function (GO): cAMP-dependent protein kinase inhibitor activity
Source: RefSeq, a predicted model, not a curated record